AUGGCUCCCAAAAUAUCUUUCAAUCCGUACGAAGUGCUUGAAAUAGAGCGAGGGUGCUCGGAUAAGGAGUUGCAAAAGGCCUAUAAGCAGCAAUGCUUACGGUGGCAUCCUGACAAAAAUCUUGGCAAUAAAGAGGAAGCGGAGAAAAAGUUCAUUAUUGCUAAGGAGGCUUUCCAAUUUUUGUUCGACAAAACCAAUCGGGAUGAAUAUGAUCGAGAUUUUGAACGGGCCAAGUUCAGAGAGGCAAAUCAGAGAGCCCGCAUGGAGAAGGCAGAUAGUACCAGGAGGAAGCUUAUCGAUGAACUACAUCAGAGAGAAAAGGAGUUUGCCGAGAAACGUCAUACUGACGAGCCAUCUCACGCCCGCGCAGUUGCAUCAGAAGCGAAGAGAGGAGGAAAAGCGUAUCCGUUCGGAAUUCGAGCGCCUACGUCAGCGUCUUGA
Messenger RNA from Ostertagia ostertagi, 441 nucleotides. The record is from the annotation of a GenBank genome assembly. NCBI's taxonomy places the organism in Eukaryota, Metazoa, Nematoda, Chromadorea, Rhabditida, Trichostrongylidae.